AAUUUCAGCAUUUCCGGAUUAGUUUUAAUGAAUUUUGAACGGAAUUUGAAGUUGUUCUUCUUAUGCGCUCUGUAGGUUAUUGCAGCAGAGUAGAAUAAAGUCGAUUUACGGAGCAACUCUGGUGUGUGCUCGUUCAUUCACGAACGCUCUGUCUUUUGUACGGAGUUUUCUGUUUUCAAUUUGGAUCAAUGAGAUUUGGAGGCUUCAAUGGUUUCACCAUUUCUGGAUAAGUUUGAGUGGCUUUUGAACUGAAUUUAAAGGUGUUCUCCUUUGGCAAUCGGCACGUUAUUGCAGCAGAUUAGUAGAAAGAUCAUUUACGAAGUAAUUGCGGUCAAACGGCUUGGAGUUCGAUCACAGCUUACUCCUCGAUUUAGGUUCCCUGUAAAUAAGAAUCAUGAAUAAAGAGCUUUUGGAUAUCCAACCCCGCGAGCUUAAGUUCACGUUUGAGCGGAAGAAGCGAAGUUCGUGCUCAAUCCAACUUAUCAACAACUCUAAUCAGUAUGUUGCAUUCAAGGUUAAAACUACGUCGCCAAAGAACUAUUGUGUGCAACCCAAUAUUGGCAUUGUCCGGCCAACUUCAACUUGUAAUUUUACAGUUACAAUGCAAGCUCAACGGGAAGCUCCACCUGAUAUGCAGUGUAAAGAUAAAUUCCUAAUCCAGAGCACAAUAGUUCCCUUUGGGACAACAGAGGAGGAUAUUAAACCUAGCAUGUUUAUGAAGGAUGGUUUCAAAUAUAUUGAAGAGAAUAAGUUGAAAGUGGUUCUUGUUAGCCCAGCUCAUUCGCCAGUACUGCAGCCUAUUAAUGGAACCGGGAAGCUGGAUUCAGCACAUGACGGUUCAAUUUCAAGAGACCAAAUACUCAAUGGAGUUGAAAACUAUCCUCCAUCUCAUAUGGUACCUACUGCUGUGGAGGAGUUGAAACCUAGUAAAGAUGUGGAUUCAAAACCAGCUAAGAGUGUGGAGGAGUUGAAACCUAGUAAAGUUGUGGAUUCAAAACCAGCUAAGAGUGUGGAAGAGUUGAAAUUAGCAAAGGAAAUAGAGGAAUUGAAACUAGCAAAGGAAAUUGAGGAGCAAAAGCUGGCUAAGGCUACUGAGGAGUUGAAUUCAAAGCUAAAAGAAUGGAAAGUGAAGCUUAGUGAGGCUGAUACUUCCAUUGCAAAGCUAAAAGCUGAGGGGAACACAAUCAUUCAAGAGAGAGAAGCAUUGCGGCAAGAACUUGCUGUUUUGAGAAGGAAGAACGGUGUGAGAAGAGUUAAUGUGGGUUUCCCCUUACUGUUUGUUUGUAUGGUGGGACUUAUUGGUGUGGUACUUGGAUACAUUCUGAAGAGAUGACUCGUCCAGAAAGGCAACUGGAGAAAUACUAGUUCUGUGCUAAUUAGAAAUU
Telopea speciosissima is the source of this 1385-nucleotide messenger RNA. Its product is annotated as vesicle-associated protein 2-2-like. Lineage: Eukaryota; Viridiplantae; Streptophyta; Magnoliopsida; Proteales; Proteaceae. Gene Ontology annotation, cellular component: plasma membrane; endoplasmic reticulum membrane. The record is from RefSeq and is a predicted model, not a curated record. The transcript has 9 exons. Bases 395 to 1333 code for a protein of 312 amino acids. Gene Ontology annotation, biological process: endoplasmic reticulum membrane organization.